ACUCUGAAACAUGUUCGCCUUUCGAUCAUGGCCCGCUGUGACUCGUGUGCAGACUAUACGAAGACCGUUAGGGGUAUGUUUUCAUUCAAAAGAUAUCAAUAGCUAGAAUUGGUUGAACUGAUAAUUUUAUGGAUAGGUAUGUUCAGUCCUACCAAGGUCGAAUUUUUCGGCGGCAGCUCUACUGCGCCAGGAAAUUACCGAAGAGUAGGUCCCAGUUGCUUUGCGGCAGUGGAUUAUAUUGGUUUCUCCUGACGGGAGUUAGGACUUCCACUAGCAACCCAGGUGCUGAAGCAGUAGAUCCCGACGCCGACCUGGAACCUCGCAUUCCCUUAAGUAUUCAGUCGGUUUGGUACCGGCCCUUCAGACGUAGGGCAGAAUAUGGCCUCCCAGUAUGCAAUCUUCAGAUACGGUCUUACAGUGUUCGUAACUUGGAAUUCAUGUGCGACUUUGCCCUCCGUGCAGCAUACUACCUAAACCUCCCGGCGUCUGGACCAGUACCACUCCCGCGGAGGACUGAGAGGUGGACUGUUCCCCGAGGCCAUUUCGCUCACAAAAAGUCCCAGGAAAAUUUUGAGAGAGUCACAUAUAAGCGGUUAAUUCAGAUUAAGGAUGGUCAUCCGGAAACGGUGGAAAUAUGGCUGGCUUACUUGAAGAAGCACCAGUUCUAUGGAACUGGCAUGAAGGCGAACGUCUGGGGCUUCGAGGAAUUGGGUGACCCUCUCACCGCACGUGUUAUAUAUUUAUUACUUAUAUUAAUUCGGGGCUUUUGUAGGUGUUGGCAAACGGAUGAAUGUCAGCUUAGACAAUUUACGGGACACGGAAACGAAGCCUAAAUGGGCGCAUAGCGGAGCUGGAAAGACCCUUGAAACGGCCGAGAGGGUUGCGGAAAUCUUGAACAGCCCGGAAUACAGGGUUCUCGCAAACAAGACCAAUGUGGAAGAAGCCGAGAGGGAGCUCCUUCAAGCCGCCCCACUGGAAACAGUGGGCUCAGAAGGAGCUUCAGAAGCUGAAGUAGACGAGGCUAUACAGAAGGUGGAGGAGGAAGCAAUGAAGGCCGAAGAGUCAAAAGAGGUUGCCGAAGUACAUGGGGUGGAUCGGAUAUUUGACGAAACGGCCGAGCCGGAAGAACCGUCUGGGUCCGGGGCUCAACCGAUCGAUGAAGCCAAGAUCGAGACGCUGACAGAUCCCCCGGGGCCUCCCCCUACGAUAGAAGAUACUCUUGUAACAACUUCUUCCCAGGCAGCUAAGGUUCCCGAACCACCCCCAUUAGCUCAAACUCAGGAGAAAGAGCUCGCAGCCUUCGCUACAGAAGCUAUACCACCAGAGGCGAAGGAGGCCACAGACCUUCCUCAAGAUCCUUCAGCAGACCAAGCAGAGGGAGUCGUAGCAACCUUUGCACCCGCCGAGACCUUGACGGCAUCUCCAGCCUUAGUGGUAGACGCACCAAAGGAAACAGUGCUAGAGGAACGACUUGUUGAAACAACUGGGGUUACUCCUUUGCAACCAGAAUCCUCGGCUACAUAUCCAGUACCUGAGACCCCUAAAACAGUAGCUGAAACCCCAUCAGCCAAAGCUAUGGUAACACCCCCGCAUGAGACAGAAACGCAAUCACCUGCCAUGGAGAAAGCCAGACAUACACCUGAGGUUCAGGUAGGGGGGGAAUUGGUAGACACCACAGAAACUUCCUUGCCAGUUGUGGAGGAAGCCAAGCACAUUUCUAAGGCUCUAGCCGGGAAGGCGUUGUUAGAUACCACGGAAAACUCCUCGACAGUUGUGGAGGAGACCAAAGAUACUCCCGGAGAUCAAGCGGAAGGCGGGUUGACAGGCGCUGCAGCCACCUCCCCACCAGUUGUGGAGGAAGGUAAGGAUGUUUCUGAUGCUCCGGCGGAAGAGCCAUUCGUAACCCCCAUAGGAGCCGCCUCUCCCGUCUCUGAGGCCCAACCGCCGGUCGCGGGGGAAGCCAAAGAGAUAUCUCAGGAAAAUCCGACGCAGGAUUCAUGCACAAGACUCUCCGGAACCGCUAUCCCAGUACCAGAGGAAGAACUUCGAUCAGAGACGGAGCCUCAGGGAAUCACCGCUCAGACGGCCCCAGAAGCCACUGAAGCACUGAAGGCCGAAGUUGAGGUGGAAACGGAGGUCAAGGUGGCUGAAGAAAUAGCCGCUUCUGAGACAACAAGGGAAGGUGCGGGCGAUCCGAAACCAGAUAAAAAGGGCUAGACUUAACACAUUGGGAUUUUUUGUACUAUAUCACAGGCUAUGAGCGAUUCUCUAAGUAGGUACAUUUGAAUAGAUUCCUAGCUCUAUGAGUUGACCCUUCAAGUAUGGAAUCCACUCUACAAAGUGAGACAGACCACUAGUAUGGGGGGUGAAUGGAUGGCGGCUUUACCCAAAGCUAUGUGGUGUGAUCAGAACCGGUAUGCCUCCUUCAGAGAACACCUUGAUUCCCACCUGCCUUCAUUAUGCUCACGCCUAAAGUGCUCUCUCGUGAUGCUUAGUUUUAGGUUUUAUCAAGAGCUCUUCUCCCCAUAGUGCCCUCAGUGGAGCGAAGGCUGUGUAUUUCCCCUUCUUACCCGUGGCGGGAAAAGGGGUGGAAAUUAUCUUAUCAGAGAAGGGAGAUCUCAUGUGAAAUUUCCAAAAAAGCCGAUGGGGGUUGCGCUCUUCUCUUGAGCGAAGCAUGACAAUUCAUUUGCGGUUUCUCACGUGACCUAUGUUUGUCUCCAUGU
Molecule: messenger RNA, 2723 nt
Organism: Tuber aestivum (summer truffle)
Lineage: Eukaryota; Fungi; Ascomycota; Pezizomycetes; Pezizales; Tuberaceae
Source: the annotation of a GenBank genome assembly